GAAAAAACGUAAAGAGUGUGAAUGUAAUUUAUUCUUAUAAAUAUCAGUUUUUUUUAUAGCUGUUACAUAGUGGGUUAAGCCUCGCUUCUAACGUCACCGACUCAGUUGCUGUCAGCGAGUGAGUGAGUCGUUUCUCUGCAGCAACAAGGUUUAGCCACUCCAAACAGACGAGAAAUGGGUCGUGGGGUCAGUGCUGGUGGUGGUCAGAGUUCCUUAGGUUAUCUCUUUGGCAGUGGGGUGCCUGCCAGCAGUGCAAACAGUCAGCCUGCAAAUGGUGCUCGCACUCAAAAUGCUAGUGCUCCUUCACCACCAGUCGAUAAGCAAAGUCCAGCACCAGCACCAGCACCAGCACCAGCACCUGCAUCAUCACCAAUUGAUAAGCAAAUUCCAGCUGGAAUUCCUGGAAGUCUCAAAAACAAUUACCAUCGUGCUGAUGGGCAAAACUGUGGCAACUUUCUUACUGAUCGGCCAUCUACCAAGGUUCAUGCUGCCCCAGGUGGCGGAUCUUCCUUGAAUUACCUCUUUGGUGGUCCUCCAGGGAACUAAUUCAUCAUUGUGAUUCAAACCUACCAUGUGAUGUAUCAUGUGUAAAAUAGAUAGCUGCAUUGUUUUAGUCCAGUGGACUUUGUUUCUUGUGCAAUUGAACCUCUUGACAAUGUUGGUGUGGCUUGAUGGCCAAACUAAGCUGAUUCAUAGGUUUGUUGUUCUGUGCUAUUGUGUGGGUUUCGAUUAAUGAAAUUUACUGCUCAUAAUCGCUCUCUUAUCUUUAUUAUUGUGUUCAUUUCAUGAUGCUGACUUUAUUGAAAUGACUCGGGUUUCAUAUA
Messenger RNA from Glycine soja, 824 nucleotides. RefSeq names its product protein SPIRAL1-like 2. Gene Ontology annotation, cellular component: cortical microtubule, transverse to long axis. Bases 175 to 546 code for a protein of 123 amino acids. The transcript is spliced from 3 exons. The record is from RefSeq and is a predicted model, not a curated record. Gene Ontology annotation, biological process: cortical microtubule organization. Lineage: Eukaryota; Viridiplantae; Streptophyta; Magnoliopsida; Fabales; Fabaceae.